AUGGCUCAAUUUCUACCCAGAUCAAUGUAUGUAUUGAUCUUGUUCUUAAUUAGUGGUGUCGCUACACAACAUACUGAAGCAUGGUAUCGAAGCGAAUUAUCAACAUCAAUAAUACCGUUGUACAAAAGUGCAUGUGAUAUGCUGAGUACGCAUGUUAUACAAAAAUUAACAGCAUUGAAUAUCAAAGGUUUUGUUCGUAAUCAAACAGCUGUGACUGAGAUUGCUCGCGAUUUAAAAUGCACCAUUCAACAUGUAUUGCAAUUACUACAACAAGCAGUCCAUCACAGUCUGCAACUGAAUGAUAAAACUGAACUCAAAAUUGAAAAUGGUUAUUCAGCAAUUAGUGAAAUACGAACAACUAUUCAUGAUACGGAAGUGGAAGAAGAAUCUGUUGAAACAAAAGUUAUUCAGCACCAAGAAAUCGUUCAAAUUGCUGAAACACAUGUGAAAGAAAAAUUAAUCGCUGUUGAAAACGCUGAACGAAAUGAGGGUUAG
Didymodactylos carnosus is the source of this 495-nucleotide messenger RNA. NCBI's taxonomy places the organism in Eukaryota, Metazoa, Rotifera, Eurotatoria, Philodinida, Philodinidae. The record is from the annotation of a GenBank genome assembly.